CGGGGACGACCUCAGCUCGGAACCAGCCGGCGGCAGGGCGGUUCCCACAGGGACGCCACCGCGGCGGACCACGCCUCACGUGGGGCCGGCGGAAGGCGGAAGUGAUGGCGGCGGGCGCCGGGGGGCCCGGGGCGGCGGCGGUGCGGCGGCGUUAAGUAGUUGGGGCCCGAGAUGGCGGCCGGCUGCGGAAGCGGGGCGCGGCUUUGGUCGCUGCUGGUGCUGGCCGCUCUGGCAGGGCUGGGAGCUGAAGCCAAGAAUUCUGAGGAUGUGCGGUGUAAGUGCAUCUGCCCUCCUUACAAAGACCAUUCAGGCAAUAUUUACAACAAAAAUGUGUCACAGAAAGACUGUGAUUGUCUUCAUGUGGUUGAGCCUAUGCCUGUCCCUGGACCAGAUGUAGAAGCUUACUGCUUACGUUGUGAAUGCAAAUAUGAAGAGAGAAGCUCUGUCACAAUUAAGGUUACAAUCAUCAUAUACCUGUCUAUUUUGGGCCUACUUCUUCUGUACAUGGUCUACCUUACACUGGUGGAACCUAUACUGAAGAGACGUCUCUUUGGACAUUCACAACUCAUACAAAGUGAUGAAGACAUUGGGGAUCACCAGCCUUUCGCAAACGCACACGAUGUGCUGGCUCGCUCGCGGAGCCGCGCCAAUGUGUUGAACAAAGUGGAGUAUGCCCAGCAGCGCUGGAAGCUCCAGGUCCAGGAGCAACGCAAAUCCGUCUUUGACCGUCACGUCGUGCUGAGCUAAUUGUGUUACAAUGAAAAUGACUCCAGGAAAGUCAAGUGGACUGGUUGAGAGAGCUGACUGAUGUCUUCCUGAUCCUGCCAAUUCAGAAAGGUUUUACUGAAUGGUUUAGUAUUGAUUUAAAGAAAUAAAGUACGUGAACAUUGGAGGAAUGUACUGGAGUGAAAGCAACUGGGGGGGAAAAAAAGUUAACCAAAAGCUGAAGUCUUUACCUUUUCAAAUGUCUUUCACUAAUGCAACUGAAAAGAAAACAAACCUUUGAGUUGCCACUGUGGUACCUUAUUUGCAGUUGUGACUUUAUGGUGGUUUUUAACAAUAUAUUUCUCUCUACUAUUUCUGUGGUUAAAAAGUACCUAGGAACGCAAUGAUUACUUGCAACUCACUAAUCACUUUGUGUAAAGUCCUUUUGUAAAUAUACCUGGAUUUUCUGCUGACUAGUACUGGGGUACUGGAAAUCUUAAUUCUUGCAGUGUAGUUUUCAUAUCAGAGAAUGAAAUCCUAGUUGGCUGAAUUCAUCAUUUGAUUUCUUGCACUCACACUUUCAAGAUGCCUGUAUUUCAAGUGAUGUUUGCAGAUGGAAGGCAAAGCCUCGAUGGACACUGACUCUUGGAGCUGCAUACUUUAAAGUACUGUGAUGUAGAUAAACUCAAAUGCAGUGAGUAUUAAGACAGUGUUGGCAUUUUGGUUUAGUAGCUUAAUAUAUUGUAUGUGUAUGAUAUCUCUUAAAAACUUUACCCUUUCUUUUCACGAGUAAAGUCUCAGGAGUUAGUAUAUGAUGAAAUAUAUUUAUUACAAAAACCUUCCUGCAUUUGUUUGGAUUGAUGGUGUAAGGCACAUGCUUUCUCUAGCACCUGUCAUCUUGGGAGUUAGGUGUAUUUUUUUAAUCUGUGAUUCUGUACUCAUCUCUCUUCAGAGGUACACAGUUGCUAGAUGACUAACUUUCAUAUAUCCCCUUUGGAAUGUAACAAUCAAAGAUAAAACUGAUUUUUGAAAAAUG
This is a messenger RNA of Pogoniulus pusillus (Red-fronted tinkerbird), 1741 nucleotides long. It is a transcript of the gene TMEM9B, whose product is annotated as TMEM9 domain family member B. The record is from RefSeq and is a predicted model, not a curated record. NCBI's taxonomy places the organism in Eukaryota, Metazoa, Chordata, Aves, Piciformes, Lybiidae. Gene Ontology annotation, biological process: positive regulation of canonical NF-kappaB signal transduction. The coding region runs from base 172 to 747 and encodes 191 amino acids. The transcript is spliced from 5 exons. Gene Ontology annotation, cellular component: lysosomal membrane.